AUGUUGGAUGAUAGCAACUGGCGAGAAAAGAGGACGCGUUCGCCGUCUGUCAUCCCAGACGAUGGCAUUCGCCGCUUUCUCGAAGAAAAGACGGCACACCUCUUUGCCACCCAGCUGCAGUCACGUCUAGACGCUCUUGAACAAACCAGAGAAACACCGAGAUUCCUCAGACGCAACUCGUACAGCCUGUACUUGGAAGGACACUUCGCCCUCAUCGACCCACGCGAACUUGAACGCACUACCCUCAGCCCCACGCCUCCCUCCAGUGACGAAGAUUGGACAACAUCAGAGCACACCCCUGAACCAAGUUCCAACAUCAGCCAGUACAAACCGUAUCUUGUUGAGAAUCUUUUCCCGAAGUCGAAAGCCCUCCACGGCCGAAUUGAACGGAAAUCACUGCGGCGCCGGAACAAAAAGAGCAGCAGAACGCUCAAUCCAAAUCACCGCAUGUUACGUCGCUCCAGAGAUAAGCCCAAUUCGCUCUUUUACGAGCUGGACUGGGUGGGCAGAAAUGCAGUGGCCGUGUGCCAAUUGGCGCAGGACACUUCCGAAAUGGGUAUCAACAACAAGAAAGGCUGA
Messenger RNA from Fonsecaea erecta, 579 nucleotides. RefSeq lists its product as hypothetical. The transcript has a single exon. The record is from RefSeq and is a predicted model, not a curated record. Lineage: Eukaryota; Fungi; Ascomycota; Eurotiomycetes; Chaetothyriales; Herpotrichiellaceae. Bases 1 to 579 code for a protein of 192 amino acids.